Molecule: messenger RNA, 486 nt
Organism: Tinamus guttatus (white-throated tinamou)
Lineage: Eukaryota; Metazoa; Chordata; Aves; Tinamiformes; Tinamidae
Product: histone H2A-like
Cellular component (GO): nucleosome
Molecular function (GO): protein heterodimerization activity; DNA binding; structural constituent of chromatin
Source: RefSeq, a predicted model, not a curated record
AUGUCCAGGGCAGAGGAGGUGUGCACAGUGGCUGAGCAGCAGGGGGAGCCUGCGGCAGCCUGCUCCGGGGGUCCUGCCGAAGACACCGAAGCAAAGAGCAAAGUGAGCCGCUCCUCACGGGCUGGCCUGCUCUUCUCUGUGAGCCGCAUAGACAGACUGCUGCGCAGAGGUCGCUUUGCCAAGCGCAUUGGAGCCGCAGCCCCCAUCUAUCUGGCGGCGGCGCUGCAGUGUGUGACGCAGCACACCAUGGAGGUGGCCGGGAAGAUUUCCAAGGAGAGGAAGAAGCAGCGCAUUUCUCCGCGGCACUUGCAGCUGGCUGUGCAAAGAAACCCUGAGCUCAAGCAGCUCCUGAGAGGUAUGCCCAGGCAUACUGUUCCCCACAGCCAGCCAACGGCCUCAUCUCGGAACAAGAAGAAGAGUGAGAAGAGGUGGUUCGGGCAAAAGGCUACAGCUGCCCGUGCCCCUGUUCCUGACAGCAAUAAGUGA